Molecule: messenger RNA, 1716 nt
Organism: Brettanomyces bruxellensis
Lineage: Eukaryota; Fungi; Ascomycota; Pichiomycetes; Pichiales; Pichiaceae
Exons: 1
Coding region: 1-1716 (571 amino acids)
Biological process (GO): protein folding
Cellular component (GO): endoplasmic reticulum membrane; endoplasmic reticulum
Molecular function (GO): calcium ion binding
Source: RefSeq, a predicted model, not a curated record
AUGAAGCUUUCACCAAUUGUUCUUGGUGGAGUGGCUCUGUUAAUAUCAGUUGUUGAUGCGAAUGUCAAUUCAAAGAAAGGAAUUGUUCAUCCACAGUUUGAACCUUACACCAAAGUACUAGCAGAUGAUUCUUUCUUCGAACAAUUUGAUACAAAUUUGCAUCAAUGGAAAGCAUCCAAUGCAAAAAAAAAUGGCGGAAAGGCUUAUAAUGGAAAAUGGGAAAUUGAAGAGUCCACUGUCAAUGCCGGAUUUAAGGGAGACAAAGGUCUAGUUGUUAAGUCUGAGGCAGCACUUCAUGCUAUUAGUGUUCCCUUAAAAAAAGUAUUUGACAACACAAAUAGCACACUUGUUUUACAAUAUGAAGUGAAAUUGCAGAAGGGUUUAAACUGCGGUGGGGCAUAUGUCAAGUUAUUGAGUGCGGAUGCGCAAGAUGUUAUUCCAGAACAGUUCAGUGAUGAGACACCUUAUCAAAUUAUGUUCGGCCCCGAUAAAUGUGGUUCGACCAACAAAGUUCAUUUCAUUUUUAAAAGAAAAAACCCAAUUACAGGAAAAUAUGAGGAAAAGGUUUUAAAAGUACCACCCAUGGCUAGAAUUGUCAAGACCAGUGUCUUGUACACUCUGAUACUUAAGCCCACCCAGGAAUUUGAAAUUAGAAUUGAUGGUGAUGUCGUCAGAGCAGGAUCUUUAUUUGAUAAACAUUUCUUUGAUAUCAAUCCAGCUAAAGAAGUUGUGGAUAAGAAAGACAAAAAGCCGGAUGAUUGGGUGGAAGAGGAGUUUGUAAGGGAUCCGAAUGCAACUAAACCAGAUGACUGGGAUGAAGAUGAACCUUUUAUGAUUCCAGAUACCACUGCCAUCAAACCAUCUGAUUGGGAUGAGGAUAUGCCUGCUUCAGUACCAGACCCCGAGGCAACAAAGCCUGAAUAUUGGGAUGAUGAUGAGGAUGGUAAAUGGAAAGCUCCAUUAAUCAAGAAUCAAAACUGUGAAAAUCAUGGUUGUGGUCCUUGGGAAGCCCCUAAGGUUAGAAACCCUAGGUUUAAGGGGAAAUGGUUCCCUCCUAUGGUUAAAAACCCAAAUUAUAAGGGUGAAUGGAAACCAAGAUUGAUUCAGAAUCCUGAUUAUUAUGAUGACAGAACUCCGGCGGAUUUGGAACCUAUUGGGGCAAUUGGAUUUGAAUUGUGGACAAUGACUGAUUCCAUUUUGUUUGACAAUAUAUAUUUAGGACACUCUAUUGAUGAAGCAGAAGAUAUUGGAAAUUCAACAUUCCUUCCAAAGCUCAAAAUAGAGCAACAAGAAGCUGCAGCAAGUGCACCUUCAUCCGAUUAUGAGCCAGAGAAGCCAGCUUCUUCUACCAAAGAUGAUGACUCUUGGAUAUCGUCUUUGCUUGAUUCAGUUGUCGUUAAGGUUGUCCUCUUCCUCAGAGGAGCCAAUGCUUAUGUUCUUAGCUUGAGUUCCGAUCCUAUACACACACUGUUAAAUAGACCAGGAGAGGCUGUUUUGUACUCUUCGAUUUUUUUGAGUUUCUUCACGUUGAUUUACGGUUUCUGGUCUGCUGUACUACAGCUUAUAACUGGUAGGAUUUCUACAGGUACGGAAUCCGUUGAUGGUUCCACUGACGAGAAUACUUCCUCGGAGCAAAAUUCUAAUGCUGAGGUAAUUAAGCCGGCUGAGAAGUCCACAGAAUCUGAGAAAAAUGAAACUGCAGCUUUCAAACGUUGA